Molecule: messenger RNA, 864 nt
Organism: Aphis gossypii (cotton aphid)
Lineage: Eukaryota; Metazoa; Arthropoda; Insecta; Hemiptera; Aphididae
Exons: 1
Coding region: 232-633 (133 amino acids)
Source: RefSeq, a predicted model, not a curated record
UUUUUUUUUUUAUAAAAUAAAACAUUCUCGUACGUAACGCCACGUAUAUUAUAUAAUAAUAUUUUUUUAAAUAGAUAUGUAUUACAAGGCAGAAGGAUAGUUGAUAUAGCAUAUUUAUUCAAGGCAAUUCAAAGUAUACGACACAAUAAGUUUGACUGUACAUUUUCUAACUUGCAAAUCAUAAAUGAAAAAAAAAAUGGAUUUCUUAGCACAUUUGUUUUUAAAUGUAACAUGUGUGGUACGAUAGAAAAUAUUUACUCAGAAGAUCCCGAACGAAAAGGAUUCAAUAUAAAUACAGCGGUUACCUCUGCCAUACUAAACACGGGACAAGGAUAUUCCCAAUUGGAAGAAUUUUGUGGUAUACUUGAUAUGUAUUGUAUGUCAUUUCCUACUUACCAAAAUAUUCAUGAGGAAGUUAGUCAAAAUAUAUUUAGUGUAAGUUUGGAAGAGAUGAAGAAAGCUGGACAAGAGGAAUCAAAAAUUGCAAUUGAAAACGGAGACGUUGAUGAACAAGGUCGUCCCUUGGUAACCGUAAUUGCAGAUGGGGCGUGGUCAAAAAGAUCAUAUAAAAGCAAUUAUAAUGCUUUAUCUGGCGUCGCUUCCAUAUUUGGAUGGAAUACAAAAAAAUGUUAAUUUGUUGGCGUUAAAAAUAAAUAUUGUAUUAUUUGUCACCGUGCUUCCCAACAAAAUGAACCACCCAGGUCUCACGUGUGCUAUAAAAAUUGGAAUAGUACCUCUACUUCUAUGGAGUCAAGUAUAAUUGUUGAAGGUUUCAAGGAGAGUAUUCCAAUGCACAACAUAAUAUAUGAUAAGUUAAUCGGAGAUGGUGACAGUAGUGUGAUAAAGAACUUGAAUUUAACUAAA